This is a messenger RNA of Meloidogyne enterolobii, 654 nucleotides long. NCBI's taxonomy places the organism in Eukaryota, Metazoa, Nematoda, Chromadorea, Rhabditida, Meloidogynidae. The record is from the annotation of a GenBank genome assembly.
UUAUUUGUUGUUUUGAUUCAUUUUUAUUUAUUUAUUUAUGUUGUUGUUGUUCUUGACUUGCUAACCUUCUCUGAAAAUUUUUUAGAUUUGGGCAUGUUGAUUAAACAAUUUUUAAAUUUUUUCGUAUUUCUUUUUUUACCUUAUUUCGAAUUUUUCAAAAUUCCAAGUCCUCACUAUUUUUUGUCGUUGUUUUUUUUAAUUUCUAAUGAUUCACUUCCAAACACUCUACUGGAUUUUCUCUCUCUUUCCAUUUUUAAGGAUUUUUUGCCAUUACGCAAAUCCCAAUCCUUCCCUCCUUCUUUUAAUUUUUUCCUUUUAAAACCUUUCCAUCUAACAAUCUUCAACAACAACUUCAUCAUCCCAUCAAAAAAAGAAGGAUAUCUUUCCAUUAUUCACUUUCAUAAAAACAUUUUCUCACAUACCACUACUUUUCUUCUAUUUCACAAAUGAAUUCUCUAGUUGAGAGACUUUUAAAGGAUUUGGAUAUUUAUUUAUUUAGUGGAUAACUCUUAGUAUGCCAUUAUUUGUGGAUUUUGUUUAAUCCUGUCUUUCCAUUUUUUAUAUCUACAUAUUUUUAGAAGGGUUUCUAAUAUGUAGAGUGGUUGUCGGUUUGGAACUGAGUCGAGAAUUUCUUGGUUCUUUUUUUUCAGUUCG